AUUUGCAUUCUCCUUCGUAAGCACGCCACCACCAUCGCGUUAUAUGUGCUUCCAGUCUUCAGUGGGACACCCUCCAGUCACUCCCACACCCCUUAGUCCGUCCUAUAUGAGAGGGAGCAACCUACCGCCGCCGCCCGGCGCUGUUCAAACGUGGGAAGGACACAGAGAGGGACGCACGCACGCACGCACGCAAGCAAGCACGCCACGGCUGCCGUUGUCUGCGCGGUUGUAUUGUUAAAUGUACGGCUCUGCUCGACUGUCGACACAUACUACCUUCGUGCUGCUGGAGCCAGAGGCUGCGAGUCUUCAGGAGCUGAGGCGCCGGCGUUUGAGAGGACAUUAAAGUGAGAGAGCAACUGGUCAUCCAAAGACGAGUGCAAGCCGUUGGACACAUCUGUGUUCAAGACCUUAGGAGGAGGGAAUGAAACCGGAUGGGGUUACCAUGGAAACCACGGAGCCCACUGAAGCCGCAGCAAUAGCAGAACCCUCCCUGUUGCAGGACAACAUAACGGAGCAGGCGUCAUCUCAACCAGAGGAAGCUGCAAAUGAGGCAGCGCCCACAGUUGCUCCAAAGGCUGGUGACAAGCAAGGGGCCACCAACCCUAAAACCAAACAAAAAUCAGCUGAAACUAAAAUUCAACCCAAAGCCAAAAAUGCAUGGGUUUCUGGGUCCAACUCACGGCCCGGUACUGCCUCGCACAGCACGGGAAAUAACGUCAAAUCCUCUAACAGUGUUUCUUCAGCUGCAGCUAAGAAAACAGUAACGAAAGCAGCAGCAGCAGCAGCAGCAGCAGCAGCAGCAUCAGCAGCAGGAGCUGUACCUAAAAAACAUUUGGGCACAUCAGCAGUUUCCACCAAGAACCAAACUAGGGUGCCGGACAAGAAACUUAUUGGACCUACCAGGACUACCUCUGUUGCUGCUGCCACAGCAACAAAUAGUACCAAGCCCGUAACGGUGAAUGGCACUCCUAAGAAGAAACCAAUGGCUGAGACUGUUAAUGUAGCAAGACCCAAAACCACAGUUGCUGCCUGCAGGCCAGCAGUAUCUUCUGCACCCAAACCCAGUACUUCGACCACGACAAAAGCUGUCGGUGGAGCUGUUUCAAGGACUACAAGGCCUGCUACAGCUCCUUCAACAACACGACCUGCAUCCACAACAGCAAGGCCCACCACAGCUAUGACCAAGCCCUCAACCUCUGCAAACCCCAGGACAACUGCAUCAAGAGUUACACUUGCACCCUCUGCUGGCAGGACCACAGCAGCACAGCCUUCCAAACCCACUGCCACUGCUAAGAAAGAUGUUGGUGGAGCGUCUUCUGCUUCAGUGGCUAAGAAGCCUGCAACAGCUACACUGUCAACGGGUACCAAAAAACCUGAACCCUCUAAACCCACAGCCACGGUAAAGCUCAACUCUGCCUCCAAAAUGUCAGCAACCGCAAAGGCAGCAGACCCCAAGAAGUCACAAUCUAAAACCUCACAGCCUGCAAAAACUGCCACAAAACCGGUAGCUGCUGUUCGGUUCCCUGCUGUGAGCAAACCACCCCUUGGCCGAACCCCACCGGCCUCUCCAUUAAGCAGAACUGCAAAUGGCAGCACUUCUCAGUCGAAGCGUGGAACCAAACCCACUCAGGCUGUCCAACCUUUCACUGCUGUCAAGACAAAGAGUGCAAACGCUACCCAACGUGCUGUAGAAGCACGGAGUGCUGCCGUAGCUGCUGUAGCUGCCGUAGCAGUUGCUGCAGUCUCGGCUGCAGAGACGCAAGCAGAGGCUGAAGUGACUGUACCACAAGAAUCACCACGUGCUGCCUCUGCAGCAGAGGAGGUCCCUCCAGUCUCUGCACAGGAUCCCCCACCAGACGUCAUGCCUCAAGAGACUGUGCAAAGCCACACGGCUGCUCCCUCUCCCCCACAAAGCCCCAUCAGCACAGCCUCACCAGUAACCUCUCCACCCCAGCAUCAGCUAGAGAGCAGUGCUCCCUUGUCAACAGUAUCGCCUACAUCGUCUGUGGCCUCCCCUCAAGAAGAGCCUUUAUGUGAAGAGCAUGAUUACUUGCUGACAAAUCAAACUUCCUCCACAUCUAAAGCAGCAGCAAAUGUCAUCCCUCAGAUGGUUCCUCCCAUCAGUCUUAAUGAGGAUGAGGAUGAAGAGGAGAGGGAAGGAAGCCAGCUGAUAUCUGUGUCUGAAAUGAGUGGGACAACACAGCCUACAGAAGAGUCCCGACCUGGAUCAGCGGGACCAGUGGGAGGGUCUGCUUGGCGAGCUGGUGGCGCCUUGUUCUCUGAGCUGGACUCUGAGGAUGUAAGUGGCAGUCAGCAGGGGGCAUCUGAACUGAGCGCCCCUGGUGUCCUGGAGGGCACAGAGAGCAUGGAUGACCUGGGAGAAGGCAGUCUCAAAGGAGCCAUUGAUAUGGAAGGAGCCUCAGCAGGGUCUCCUGACUUUGAGAAGGUUCCUGAUAUACCAGUUAAUGACUUUGAGGAGGAGGAGGACGACGAUGACAAUGAUCGGGUAUGUGACAUGGAUGUGGGCUCAGAGCGAACAGACGACCUGCUGAGACCCAGGCAUGACAAUGACGUGGAUGAUGAGGAUGAUGAAGAUGUGGAGAUGGCUAGUGAGGGGGUGACGGAGAGUGGGCUGGAAAGCUAUGGAAAUGCAGACGAGGAUGACUUUGCGGAGGAUGAAAGGCUGGACAACUUGAACAGAGUGGCCCAGCCACCUCCUCCCCCUCCUCUGCUGCCUUCUGCACCAGCUGCUCAGUGGGACCAACCAAAUCCCUUUGCUGAUCCCUGGGAAGAAACUGUUCAGCCACUGCAGGUUCCUGAGCUCAUGGGUGAGGUGGCAGGAGCAGCGGCAGUGAGCCCUUCAGCCAACCCCUGGCAGGCAGACUCAGAGACCCCAACUCAGACCCCAGCCCAAGCUUGGCUAGAACUAAGCACCACUCCUUUUGUUGUUGAAAACCAAGACGUUGCCCAUCAUUCUUCUGUCAAAGGUCAGCCUCAAAAUCCAGAGGCCCAAUUGUACCUGGAUCAGUUUAGCCCUGCCCCAAUGCAGACCCUGCCCCUAGCUCCUCUUUCUGCCCCAGGAAUGUCCCUCUCUAGCACUGUGAGCAGUGAGACCAGCACACCUGAAGAACUAUGUGACUACAAUAGAGAAGAUAAACUGCAACCUCAAGAUGCACAUGCCACGGAGCCUUCUCCUCAGCCCGACCCAUGCAUCCACUCGGACAGAGGGGAAGAGGAUGGGGAGGAGGAGGCAGAGACCCUGCCAGCUGACGAGGUCUUAGGGGGUCCUGCAACUGCACCCACUUCCAACCCUUCCUCAUCUUCAGUAACGGAAGAUGAGGCCAGUGACACAGAGGGAGAAGCUCAGCUGGAUGAUUCUCUGGAGAGGCCAGCACUCUGCAACAUCACUUUCGACAGCCAACUUCCAGCACAGCAACGCUGUCUGUCCACCGUGGAAGAAGGAGAGGAGGCUGAGACGGAAGGGGGCGGCGCAGGUGGAGACGCCACCCCGCCUUCAGCUACCUCGUUGGCCUCUUACGGCUUUGACACCAUGACCACAGCUUCAAAUUCAAAUGCCCAUUCCACAGGAGAGAGCUGCAUCAAGAGCCCGGGCAUCUUCUCCCUGGAGGAGCUUCCUGAGGAGGCCAAGGAGCCCUGUCUGAUCCCACAGCCUCUCACCCAGUCAUCUGUCGCAGAGCACCAGUACAUCGAGUGUGGCAAACAGGAACCAGGGUCAGCUGAGCUUGAACAGGAGGAAGCACGGGGGUCAGAGGAAUCUCCGUCAAGUCUGUGCUCUCUGCAGAAACCAGAAGACAACCCAGAUGACAUCCAGCCUCCAUAUUAUUCUGCUAUCUGUGAAAAGACUGAGAACUCUUUUGCAGGCUUCACUGCACUGCCACACCCUCACCGCCGUGAUCACGUCGCGUAUCCCAGAAACUACUGCGACAUCGCCAAACCUCUCGGCACAUCCGUUACUCCGCCUAAGCUGACAUGUGCCGACCUCCCUCCGAGGAGCCCGGGGCAGCAGGCGCUCAGCCCCCAGCUCCGCAGGCUGGAGCAACACCAGAGGCAGCUGCUGGAGCUCCAGCAUCGCAGGGAGCAACAGAGCAGGCCGCUGGAGGAGGCGGAGCAGGAGAGAAAGAGGAGGGAGGAGGAGGAGCAGAGGAAGAAGAAGGAGGAAGCGGAGGAGGAAAUAAAAAGGAAUAAAGAGGAAGAGAGACAGGUGAGCGAGCAGGCAGAGAUCGCAAACAAGGAAGAGGAGGAGGAGGAGGAGCUGAAGCAGAGGAGAGACCUUGAACUACAACUGCAGCAGCAACAAGAGGAGCUGAAGCAGAGGCAGCAGAUCAUGCAGUGGCAGCAAGAGCUGCAACAGUCUAAUAAUAAAGGCCAGGCGGUGCUGUUGUCUCCCACCUCUGGCCUCUGCACCAUCUACGAAACCCUGGAGAACAGUGAUCCAGAGGACACAGAAGACGAAGAAGAGGAAAUGAAUAAGCUCAACUCCACUGAGGAGAAGAGGGAGCCCGAGGAGGAGACUUUAAAUGAAGAGUUGGAUGACAUCAGCGAAAGGGUCACACCAGAUAAAGAGAUAUGUCGAGACUCUUUGCCCUCAACCAAAACACCUUCUCCUCCCCCAGAUGCCCCGGACACACCGAGCUACCCCUCCCAGGAUAGAGAUUGCUCCUCCCCUUCUACUCCUGAGUCUCCAGAGCGGCCUUCACCCCUGGAACUGGACUGGGGGAAGAAGGUGGACAUAGUCCAGCAUCUGAUCAAUCAGACACUGCUGCUGAAUGGAGACGGCUGCUCCUCGCUGCUGCUGAUGCCAGGAGGUGCAGGGGGAACGCUGAGCCCCCUGGAGAGCAGCCUGUGGCCCAGUCUCCUGCCUCCACUCACCCCGCCUUCUGCCACCGUCACCUCUGUGAGUAGCUUCUCCCCAGAGGCGACUGGAAGUUCCCCACAAGGAGAGUGGACGGUGGUCGAGCUCGAGACGCAUCACUGAGGAGCUCGAGUAUGUGAUGGCAUCUCUGGUGCUGUUAAACACAAAACACUCACACAGGGAUGAUGAAAACGAACGUGGUCUAUACACACAGGUGUGUUGAAGUUCAAGACUAAAAGAGUCAAACACAGAGAGGGUUACAUCCACACUCGGCCCACAUUUAUCCUCUGCACACCACUGAGUGAAUAGGUUUUACUUGCCAAGUGAAGUUGAAUACAUUCCUGAACAACAACUUGCAUCCCAAUAUUCUUAAAAAUAUAAAAUACAUAACUUGUAUUUCAUUUUAAAACUUUUAAUUGCCAAGUAUUUCGGAGAAUACCAUUGUUGAGCUUUAAGAUCCCAGUUUGUAUCUUCAAGUAAACUUGUGAUGCUGGAGGUCAGUGGUCACUUAAAUCUGAGGGUGUUCAUAUUUUUGUCCUUCAGGCUUUGUCUAAAAUAAUUGAUUACUUUUUAACUGCUGAAUAAUAUACAUUCAUUUUAUGGAAUCAAGAGAAGAUGAGGUUUAAAACACUGGGAGUUUUAAACAAAUUAUGAAUGGUGCUGCAACAAAACCGCUUUCUUUCACAUGCGUGUGUUUAUUGAUGAGAAAGAAAGACAACAGACUGGAUUAUCUUCAGUGAACACUCUCGGGAAGUGCGUAUCCUGUAAUAUGAAAUGAUUAGUGUUGGGGUUUAAAAAGGCAUGUGAAGUUCCAGAAGCCAGGAAAUGUGUCCAUAGCAACAAGGGUUGAAUAUUUGCUCACAUUCGUUCGGCUAAUUGAUUUUAUUUCACACAUUUUGAUGCACUGGAUAGCUGAAUUAGGUAUGACAGAGGCAGUGACUCAUCUCUGAAUACAUUUACUUUUUGUCAGCGUUUUGAAAUGGUCAAAUUGUGAAGAAUUUCAGUUGGAAAACAUUGGUUGUUUACAAUUAAAUACCAGAGAAAUAUAAGACGGGAGAGAGAGACGCCGCUCGCUGAAAUACGGCACCUCUCUCGAUCGAUAUCCAACACCGCAGAAACAAACAUGAACGACUGUUAUUUCAGGUCCUUAAAUCCAUACACCUGAAACCCAAACCAUGUGAUUAUCAACAGAAUCCCAUGAUGCAUCACUGCAGCUGACCAAACAGUGUAACUGGACACUUUACUUUUUUUUUGACACCAUAUCUUUUUGACUGUUUUUGAUGACUUAUUUUUUUGUUGUUGUUCAUAACUAGCUGCUUAGAGCGUGACAAAGCAGCUCAUCACAAGGGCUGGGUAUUGAAUCAAAUCUUUCGAUAUGGCGUUGAUAUUAAUAUCUGGACCUCAGUACUGCUCUCUGAACUUAAUUUUUUCCAAUACCAGUUUCCAGUCAUGUAGUAGUCGAGUCCGGUCUCAAAGACUCGGUCUCGGACCACAGUGGGGGGAGAAGGACUCGUAAUUUCAGACCGAGUCCUCGAGACCAACGCAUUUUUUUAUGUUCAUGUUAUGUCCUAACUAUGAUUAAAAAAGUCCGGGUGGGCUUAACAUGUUGAUGACAGAGCAGCACUGUUGAAGCAGUUUAUAAAAAUAGGCAGAAGAUGAUGCAUGUGGUAGGGAUUUUUUUAAUGAUAGUAAAAGCAUAGUCCAUAUUAAGACGUUAAGACUGCUCCUCUAAACAAUUCCCAAUCUAGCUUAGUCUGUUGUUUAUUAACUCGGGUGAUACUAAAUCAUGAAUAUGAAAACUGACAUGUUUUUAUGGUCCUGGUCUCGACUCGGGUCUCGACUCAUAAAGGACUCGGUCUCGACUCGGACUUGCUUCCUCAAAGACUCGGUCUUGACUCGGACUCGGCCUAGGCGGUCUCGUCCCCAUCACUGCCAGUUUCAUUAAAUCAGUUCUAAGACAGGUAAAAUUAUACAUACUGGUACAAUUCUUUAGUUUUAGCUGGCCCCCUCACCUUAUGUUUGUUCUAGCACUUUAGUUAUUGAUCAAAUGAGCAGCGGCCUCUCAAAACACGACGCGUGUGUGUGUGCGUGCGCGCAAACUUUGGUAUCAAAUGGUGACAUUAUUUGAUACAAAGGAUCUGCGAUUUUGUAGUAGAUUUUUGAAGUUCAAUACCCAGCCCUUUUAUUUAUUACUUUAUUUAGAAAAUGAAAAUACACUGGAGAUUUCUUGCUACUGAAUGAUGAAAACACUGAUUAACAGAAGAUUGCACUUAAUCCAGAUUUAGGCUUGAAAACAAACCAUGGCUGGUUAUUUAUAUGGUUGUGUGUGUGUGU
Solea solea (common sole) is the source of this 7207-nucleotide messenger RNA. It is a transcript of the gene prr36a, whose product is annotated as proline rich 36a. Lineage: Eukaryota; Metazoa; Chordata; Actinopteri; Pleuronectiformes; Soleidae. The transcript has 6 exons. The record is from RefSeq and is a predicted model, not a curated record. Bases 422 to 4996 code for a protein of 1524 amino acids.